CCGCGCCUGUGUUGUGUCAACACAAACAGCCAGCGGUGAAGUUUGGACUCGUCCCUCUGAUGCUGUUCAGUGUUUGGCUCUGCAGAGCUGAAUGAGGUGCAGCUUCCUGUCAGUGCUGUUUUCUAAGUGCUGCUGCAGCCACGAUGGGCCAGCAGCUCUCAGGCCAGGCGGUGAUGACCCGUCUGCCUGAGAAGCUGGUCAAACACGUCGGACUGGUGCGUGACAGCGGCUACCUGACCUACGAGGAGUUUCUGGCGAGAGUGGCCGAACUCAACGAUGUGACGGCCAAACUGGCGACCGGGCAGCAGAAGCACCUGCUGUUUGAGGUGCAGCCAGGAUCUGAUGCCACGGCCUUGUGGAAGGUGGCUGUCAGGGUCCUCUGUACCAAGAUCAAUAAGGAGAACGGUAUGGUGGAGGCAUCACGCAUCAUGAACCUGUACCAGUUCAUCCAGCUGUACCGUGACAUCACCAGCCAGGCUGCGGAGGUGCUGUCUGCAGAGGGCGCCACCGAGGGCCCUUCUGCUCAGCUCCCCUCCACAGACUCCUGCCAGGCCAGCAUGUGGAUGGGCAGAGUGAAGCAGCUGACCGAUGAAGAGGAGUGCUGCAUCUGCAUGGACGGGAAGGCUGACCUCAUUCUGCCCUGUGCUCACAGCUUCUGUCAGAAGUGCAUUGAUAAAUGGAGCGGGCAGAGCCGGAACUGUCCGAUAUGUCGCCUGCAAGUGACCGCUGCCAACGAGUCGUGGGUAAUGUCUGAUUUCCCCACAGAGGACGACAUAGCUGGCUACAUCCUCAACUUGGCUGAUGAGGCGGGCCACCCACACAGGCCUUAACACAGACGGCACGCUGAGCCAGUUAGACGAGGAGAGAAAUCGACCCGCACCAAGUAGACUCUACACACUGCAACACAAAAUGUCACUUUCACUGAGGAGGAGAUUUUUCCUAAAAAGCUAACGAUGCAGAAGAAACCAGCAGAGUUUCCUGCUCGUUGUGUUCUCACACACAGGUUCAGAAAAUGAAACCUUGUCUCUUUUAAGUCCCAAAAAAACUCCCAGGAUGCUCUGUGUAACCCCAGUAACUGUAGAUGUGAAACUUCAUGGGAUCUGUGUGUCUGAAGAGAAAAUUCAGCAUCUGUAAUAUAAUAAAAUAAAUAAUAAAAUAUUAAUUUAACACACAGAGUAACAGAAAGUACACUGAAAGGUUUUGCAGUAAUAUUAGGGGUUAAUUUAACUUGAAGUCAGACACCUGUGUGUGCUGGGAUUAAUCAGGCACUUUAUGACAGGGAUCCAGAUCAGACUUCUGCACAGGUCUGAUUUUUAAGACCUGCUCCUGAACUGGCACCACGACGUGCAAUACUGUAUCUGCCACCUGUUGAUAUGACCCAUAAGGUCCUUAACACAACCUGACCCGUCAACACAAGAGCUGCAGCCCGACCCAAAAAACACAAAUCUUAUAAUAACCAUGCACUGUUUGGUCAGGCAGCACAAUUAAGACAUCGUUCUGGGAUCCUUCGUACAUGUGAAACUCAGAUAAUAUUCUUUAAUAUGAAGGUAAUCAAAUAAAUACAGUUUAAAGAAUAUUUUUUGCUUAUUCUGAUAAUAUUGAGCAGCACAUCUGCACAGUUAGUAACACACCUGAUUGAACUGAGCCUCAUUUUCCAGGUGGUGCAGCAGACGAGCCGACACACAGAGUCAGCAGUCAGAUGAAUAAAACAUUAAACAUUACAUGACAUUAUUUAAUUUUAAUGUAUUUAUCAUCCAACACCUGUAAUCCAACAGCUAUGGGGUUUUUUUUAUCCGCAACUGAACCUGGAAAUAAAACAACGCCGAAAUACCACCUGCACAUCACCUGUCUUUGCGGGUCACUUCCUGGCAGGUCCCCGACCUGACGCAGGACUCUGAUCCUGAUCCUGUCAUGUUGAUAUAAAUGGGACAGAAGCUGAGACAGAGGAGCUGAACCAAGGUCAGCCCUCGUAUUCAGAGAGGGUUUAAUAAGUUUGACUCAUAUAUUCAAAGUUUUAAAGAAUUUAAAUGAACAGUUCGACGUUUUGGUGAAACUACCCUGAUUCACUUUCUUGUUUGUACAGUAAAUAUGAAGCUGCGGUUAGCUUAGCUUAGCAUAAAGGCUGGAGAUGGGGGGAGCUGACUUGGCUUCAUCCAGUCAUGACAAAAUUCACACAUUAUAUGUUUGUUUGUGUACUUUGUCUUUGGAGUGGUUAUAGAGGCAGAUGUUAAGUGUAAAUUAGUGAUCUUGUCUUGCUUUGACAGAGCUGGGCUAACAAUUUCCUCCUGUUUCCAGUCUUUGUGCUAAGCUAAGCUAAGCUAACUGACUGACUGACUGACUGCUGGACUCAUAUUUACCAGACAGAAGUGAGAGUGGAGUCGAUCUUCUCGUCUACGCCUGGAAACAAACGCGUUUUCCCAAUACGUUGAACUUAAAGUGCAAAUCUAAGACACAGCGUUGCGUAAAACUGACCUUGUUCCCACCUGUAAUGCUGUUCUGUCGUCUGUGCAAUGUAAGCCUGCAUGUUUAUAUCCCACACGACACGCCGUCUGAGCCGUGUCAUGUGACCCUGUGAUGAGCUGACAUUCUGAUCCAGGUCAGACGCGACACAGUGACUGGUGAUGGUCUGUGAGUGAAGUGAACAGAACCAAAUAGUUUUAUAUGAUUUUAAAUGACUCGGCUUGCUGUUGUGUCUCUGUUGUUGGAAAUAACCACUAUUAGUCAUCUCUGUUUUUCUCAUCUUGUUUUACUUUGUACAUAUAUAUUUUUUAAUUUACCAUAAUUUUGUUAUGGUUAUUUUAAUCUGAUUGCUGUAUUAGUGUAGUUAGUGUAGUUUACACUCCCAGAACGACCAGUCGCGUCUUUGCUCUGCUCUGUCGUCAUGCCGACAGUUAAACACAGCUGAUUGAAUUAGGCAGCUUUUCAGUUACAAAUCUACUUUUGUAUAAUUAAAGCAACAUAGAAUUUCAAACCACACAUAGUUUUAUUUUAAAUAAGUAUUUCUUGCUGAGUUUCCAGGUCACAUAAAUCACAGGCAGCACUUUAAGAGAAACGAUGGUUGUGAUUGAUGAGGUCUGGAUUCACACUGAAGUAUUUAAAAAAUGUGAAAAUAUUCACCUUAAUUUUCAUUAGAGUGAUAAAUCUCUAUUUACUGAAAUCUAAUACAUUAAUUAAAGAUGUAAAGAUAUGGAACGAUAACUUAGUGUUUUGUUGUGACAUUCAGCGAGUUCAUCAGUUUUGCAUCAGAUCACAUUUAGAUAAUUUUACAUUUUCCUCCAAAUAAUGAGACGAUAUGAAACACAAUGAUUUACAUGAUAUAUGAUUAUUCAUUUUACAGAGCAGUCAUAGACAUUUGAUUUCUGUUUAUUUAACAGACCAUAAACGUGAAUUUUAAUUUGAUCAAAAGUCAUUUCUGGUUGUGACGCUGACAAAUCGCACUUUGAAACCUUGCCGUAGCUUUUUUGGUGUUCGAGCAUUUAACCUACAGAUGAUUUCAUCUCUGUGGUGAAAAUUAUUAUCAUAAACUGUAAAACUUAAACAGCAGCACUGCAAAGAAAUGAGCAGCAUUAAGAGACCUUUCUUUCUUCUUCAUUACUGCCUGGUCCAGUUAAAAAUGUAUAAAACAAAGUUGUAAUAUUAAAGAAUGAGAAUAUGUUCAGUAGAUUACUGUAAAGCUUCUGAUUCACAAAGUCGCUGUGUAAAUUUGCUGAAUGGAAGGAGGUGUAUUAAAGCUGAAUGGAUUCGUACUGUAUUCUCCUUAAUAAAGAGAUACUCACUUUUUGCACUUUA
Messenger RNA from Epinephelus fuscoguttatus (brown-marbled grouper), 3789 nucleotides. It is a transcript of the gene rnf141, whose product is annotated as ring finger protein 141. NCBI's taxonomy places the organism in Eukaryota, Metazoa, Chordata, Actinopteri, Perciformes, Serranidae. The record is from RefSeq and is a predicted model, not a curated record. Gene Ontology annotation, biological process: protein autoubiquitination. Gene Ontology annotation, molecular function: ubiquitin-protein transferase activity. The transcript is spliced from 6 exons. The coding region runs from base 144 to 830 and encodes 228 amino acids.